GGGAUCUAUAUUUUAUUUGACAGGAGCACGUUGUUGGCAAUAAUACUGGCGGAAAAAUGACGUCGUUGGAAAUUCGUGAAUAUCUAGAAAAAUUGGAACUUUGUUCGAUUUGUAUACUACGGUAUCAAAAUGAAAGCAUUGAAAAUAUAAUUAUAUUAUACACGGCACAAAAUAAUAAAAAUGAAACUAUGGAUACAUCCGUAGGUACGGAUACAAUCGCAAUUAAACGAUCGAAAAAAAGUAUAUGCAUUGCAUGUUUGGGAAUUUUUCAGUCAAUGGAAACUGUCUCUAAAAAUGUAAUCGAGGAUUCAAAUCUUCGAAAUUACGAAUGUAAUUCUUUAUAUACGUCGGUUCAAAUUCCUAUAGAACUUUUGGUGCGUGAACUAUCAAUAUGGAUAGCAUUGAUACAAACAUUUCCAGGCAAAGUGAAUGAAGAUACACACCCAGGUAUUCCGAUAAAAGAUGUCUUCAAAACUUUGUUCAACAGAAAAUUGUGCUUGGCAACAAACAGGCAAAUGGAGUACAAUCAAAAUGGAAUCAUGAUAAAUUUGUUUUAUGAAUUCAUGGAUUGUGAUAAUAUUGAUAAUUUAUUAGCAGUGAAACCGCUUUCAUUUGGAAAUGAAAAUCACAAAAAAAGUAAAAAUGUAUCUGUCAUAACACGGAACUUAUUUGAAAAGCAUUUUUAUCCAAAAAACUUGAAAAUUGAUGAAUACAAAAAACAUCUUGCCGUCCCCCCAAAAUUACCGUCAAACGGACCUAUUAAAUUGACACGUUACUUAAUUUCGGGACCAACGAUUUUCAUAGCAGGCCGUUAUCGAAAACUAUCACGAGAUUUAAGUCAAACACCGUGGAUUAUUGCUGGAAAACGAAUGAAAGAGAAAAGUAUACAGGAGCUAAUAUCUUGUGAAAUAUGUCCUUAUUUUGGAAUUGAUGACAAGGAAAUUUCAUUCAUAUCAUCUGGACGAGAGGACACUGAUGUAAGAAUGCUCGGAAAAGGAAGACCGUUUGUACUACAAAUACCUGAUGCAAAAAAAAGUUCUUUACCUAAGAAUAUAGCUGCAGAAAUGCAAUCACGUAUUGACAGUACUAAGCUAGUAUCAGUUCAACAUUUGCAAUUAAUUAAGAGGGAGGAACUCAUACACAUAAAAUUGGGAGAAGAAAACAAAAAAAAAAGUUACCGAGCCCUAUGCAUACUGAAGACAAACGUUAAUGCUGAAAUAAUGCAAUUGCUUCUCAACAAGUCUGAUGGAUUUUUGGUGCAACAAAAAACACCUUUAAGAGUACUACACAGACGACCAUUGCUGAAUCGACCGCGGCAAAUUUUCAGUCUCAAAGGUUACAUUGUAAAAGAUCAACCAAAGGCAAUUGUUUUGGAUGUUUUGACUCAAGCUGGUGCUUAUAUCAAAGAACUAAUUCACGGGGAUUUCGGGAGAACGAAACCUAGUAUUUCUUCAAUCAUUGGACAUGACAUUGAUAUUAUUACAUUAGAUGUCAACGCAAUCGAUUUGGAAUGGCCGCCCGAAGUUUCUAAUCAGUUAGAUUUAUAGAAAAAUCAUCAAAUGAAACAUUAAAAAUAAAUCGAUUUUUUGCACA
Messenger RNA from Contarinia nasturtii (swede midge), 1593 nucleotides. It is a transcript of the gene Pus10, whose product is annotated as putative tRNA pseudouridine synthase Pus10. The transcript has 9 exons. Gene Ontology annotation, molecular function: RNA binding; pseudouridine synthase activity. Gene Ontology annotation, biological process: tRNA pseudouridine synthesis. The record is from RefSeq and is a predicted model, not a curated record. NCBI's taxonomy places the organism in Eukaryota, Metazoa, Arthropoda, Insecta, Diptera, Cecidomyiidae. Bases 57 to 1547 code for a protein of 496 amino acids.